AGUGAGAUAGAGAGAGGGGGGGGGGGCUGCUGUGUCCUGUGGAGCAGCUGGUAGUCCAUUGCUAACUACAGCGUGUAUGUCACCCUCUUGUUGCUGUGUCCUCAGCCCUGACUUUCUGUCCGAGUGCACGUCUCUUACUCUAUUUCAACAUCUGUCUCUCACCUACAACUUUCAACACUUUACAGAGAGGAGCCAGUGGCCGGUUUUCAGUCUGGAGGGCAAGGUCCCAGCAGUGUCCAGAGGGGAUGACAGUGGUGAGGUCAGUUCCCUGUCUGGAGAGCAGAAGCCUGAUUGGCUGGGCCUUGCCACGCUGCAGCUGAGCCAGGGAGACAGUGGCGGGUCUGGCCCCUGGCAGACAGAGAGCAGCCUGGUAGAGUCCUGGUCCACCGUGGGAGACAUUAUGGACACCGAGGACACCAAGAGCCUGGACAGCAGCGACGGAGUGGUCCACCUAGCUGAGGAGCGCAGCGAGAACCACUCCUCCAUCUCCGACAUGGUCCACCUAGCUGAGGAGCGCAGCGAGAACCACUCCUCCAUCUCCGACAUGGUCCACCUAGAGCGGGAGGAGGAGGAGAUGCUGGGAGAGGAGGAGGAGGAGGAGGAGGACGGGAGCCUGGGGGAAGAGGAGGAGCUGCAGGCCAGUGUGAUGAGUGUGCUUGGGGGAGAAGGAGAACUGGCUGAGCUCAGGGAAGAGGAGCUGGACACCCAGGAAUUAUUACCUUCAUCUGAGGUGUCAGCUGACCACCAAGAGACUAUGGAUUUAAUGAUGUCUGUGGCUGAGGAGCUAUUUGUCCAAGAGGAGCCUGCUGAAGUAUCCCACGCCACCACCGUCUCUAUGCCCAUGCCAGUUUGGAAGCUAGAGCCCCCCUCUGCCUCCUCUACUCCUGUCCCCUCAAUACCUACACUAUCUGAGUUACAUUCAGAACUCCAAUACUCUAUGCAGGAGCAGCUCCACCCUCCCCCGGUCCUCGGACCAGGAGCACCACAGCCACCAGAUGAGAGACAAACUAACAGCCAACCAGAGUCCUCGGUCUCGCUCCACGCUGCCCAGGAGACACAGGAAAUCCCACCAGUGACGCAGGAGGUUCCGCCAGAGAAGACAGAGGCUAAGCCUGCUACAUGGCUCCCUGCCACUGAGCUACCUGUGCUGCUGUGUGGGGGCGCUGUAAUGGUGGCUAUUGUGGGAGUGUUAGCUUAUGGGGCUGUGGCCUACUGCAGAAAGUAGCAAACCCCUAACCUGUGAACCCCAGCAGCCAUAUAACCCAGGUCGUUUCAAAUCUACUCUAAACUAUUCCACCAAGUACAUACUGGAUUUUACACAAUGAAUUUCUUUGCAUCUAUGUAGUAUUAUGAAGGUUGGUUGCAUUUUUUUAUCUAUUUCCUGUGCUAACUCAGUUCACAGAAGAGCUCAGGAGAUUUGGAAGAGCAAUACUUUUGGUUUCUCUGUAAAUUCACAGGACAUUACACUUAAAAUAUCUUAAAAAUCA
This is a messenger RNA of Oncorhynchus keta (chum salmon), 1487 nucleotides long. RefSeq names its product bcl-2-like protein 13. Lineage: Eukaryota; Metazoa; Chordata; Actinopteri; Salmoniformes; Salmonidae. The transcript has 2 exons. Bases 77 to 1225 code for a protein of 382 amino acids. Gene Ontology annotation, biological process: apoptotic process. The record is from RefSeq and is a predicted model, not a curated record. Gene Ontology annotation, cellular component: mitochondrion.